AUGGCUUUGUUUGCUAUUAUACAUAUGCUACCGCCUACGGCUAAAGGCAAAACUUUUACUUCAAGGCCUUCUCUGGAGCAACUUUUUGAAAGACUUGUUCAAUUUUGCAAGAUUGCUGAACCUUUGGAGGAAAUUACCUCAAAAAAACAAGGGCAUCAGCGGUAUCUUAUUGCCAUAGGAGCCAAUAAGGCAGCAGUUCAUGACUACAAAGUUUCUUUAGAUGGCAAGUUUUUAGAAACUGGCACAUCUUGUGUGCAAUCAGACCAGGAAAAACUCACUGACUUUGGUAAUGAAUCCAUAAAUAGUGCUGGUUUUGACGAUAUUUCAAAUGAUUUUAACCCUGAAAGAGCUGCUGACACUAUAAAUUACCAACUGAACAUUUCUGUAAAAACCAGACCCGUAAACGACAGGGUCACUGAUGAUUUAUCUGAAAAAGAAAAUACUUUUUUAACAACACAUGAGAAUAUAAUGAUUGCAAAUCAAGAAUCUUUGAUCCAGGAUGCUGUUAAAAUAAAGGACAAACAAAGGAAACCAGCAAGCGUAUUCAAUUUUAGUUCUGAUAAAGACAACACAAUUGAAAACACUUCUCCUCAGCAAGGACUCUCCAACGUAAAAAAAAAUUAUACGUCAGUAACUAAAAACAAAUAUGAUUUGGAAAAAAAUCUGGAUAAUACUUCUGAUUCCGGUAGCGAAUUUGAUCCGAAUGAAGAAGAAAGUACUUUUUCAUCAAGCGAUAAUAUUAUGUCAAGUGAUGAUUCAGAGACAAUAGAGAGAAACCAACUGUUAAAACAGGAAAGGGAGAAUUGGAAAGGCAGACCAAAGAAAGGUAGAAAAACUAAGUAUCCGGGCCAAACUUUUAAAAUUAGAAAGCAGUUAAAAAACUCAAAUAAAACGCAUUACACGGUAAAAGGAAAACUUGUAAAAGGAAAAGAAUUUACAGAUUUUAAUUGCAAUUGCUCUUUAAAAUGUACGGAAAGGUUACCAAUUAAUGUGAGACAGAAUUUUUUUGAAAAGUUUUGGGCGCUUGGUUCCUAUGAAACACAAACCACUUUUAUUGCUGCUACUGUUAAACAAGAAGGAGUUAAACGUAAACGAAAUUUAGCAAGUGUAAAGCGGUCAUUUACAAGAACUUAUAAAUUUAAUGAUGCUAUUGUUUGCCGAAAUAUGUUCAUUAAAACAUUACAAAUAUCAACAAAAAGAGUAGACACUGCUUUAAAAAAAUUUUAUUUGGGAAAUAUACAAGAUGGAAGAGGUAAAUUCGGGUGUGUUAAUAAACAGCUGCCAGAAGACACAAAAGCUAAAGUUAUUACCCAUAUUGCUUCUUUUCCUACUUAUGUAUCACACUAUUGCAGAAAUUCAACCGAAUCAAGAUUUUUACCAAUGGAUUUAACUCUAAAUAAAAUGUAUGAACUUUAUAAAGCAGAACCAUCUAAUCCUAAAGUCGCUUUUUCUACUUACAAAAAAAUGUUCUACUUAAACUUUAAUUUAAGAAGAAAGCCGCCUAUUAAAGAUACAUGUAACCAUUGCGACAAAUUUGUAACAAAACUAAAAAAUUCGAAUAAUGAGGUUACAUUAGAAAUAAAGGCUUUACAUGAUCAACAUUUAGACGAAGCAAAACAAGCUAGAGUUAUGUUAAAAAGUGACUUACUUCUUGCGGCUGAAAAUGGUAAAGUAGAAACACUAACGUACGAUAUGGAAAAAGUGUUAGGACUUCCAAAGUUACCUACCAAUAUAAUUUAUUAUAAACGUCAACUUUCCAUAUACAACGAAGGCAUUUAUAAAGGAUCUAAUAAUGAAUCUUACUGUUUUGUUUGGAAAGAGGGUAUAGCUGGUAGAGGAGCUCAAGAAGUUGGUUCUUGCCUAAAAUUUAUGAUUGACAAAUACGUUGCACCAGAAGUUGAACACCUUAUUCUUUGGUCAGACUCAUGUGGCGGUCAGAACCGCAACAUAAAGAUAGUUUUAUUUUUAAAAACCGUUCUGGAGUCUCACCAAUCAUUAAAAAGUAUAUGCUUCAAAUACCUUGUUCCGGGACACAGCUAUUUACCUAAUGACUCCGAUUUCGGUAAAAUAGAAAGAGCACUAAAAAAUCAACUUAGGGUCUACACUCUUCAAGAAUUUAAAAACAUUGUGCUAUCUUGCUCAAAGAAAAGAAAAUUCGUAGUCCAUGAAAUGGAAAAAGAAGAGUUUUUGAGUACAGAAGAUCUUGAAAAACUAAUAACAAACAGAAAAACGGAUACCAAAGGUGAAGAAUCCAUAAGAAGAUGGAAAUCGUUGCGGGAUCGGUUUACGAGAGAACUAAAAAAGGAAAAUCUACCUUCUGGUAGUGGGGCAAAGAACCAUCCAACAUGGGACCUCUUAACAAAUUUAGAUUUCCUACGAGAUCAUGUAGCCCCCCGAAGUACAUCUGGUAACAUGAACCCAGAGGUCGUUUCUGAAAGGCCAGAAACGGAAGAGGAAACGAUGGAGGAGGCAACAGGGCAACUAGAAUUUGAGGAAACUUGUGAAUCCCCUUCCUACAGCUCUAGUGGUUUGUCAACCCCAAGUACGUCGGGUACUCAAAAAAAAAAAAAAAACAAGACUGGAGGAGGUAAACCGAGCAUUUACUGAAGGAGUGGCUUCUUUUCAGGAAUUUGUUAAAUCAAAAAUUACCCCUCCUCCAGUCCAAACAUCUGGCGAGAAAUUUGCUCAAUUAGUGGCUAAUAUGUUUGAUAACCUUACUGAAAGGCACCAAAAACAAGCAAGGGUGGAAAUCAUGAAAUAUUUGGUAUCAUUAGAAGAAGACGAAUUAAAUAAACUGAAUUAAAAUUUAACGUUACUGUACAGUAAACCUUUAUUUUAAAAAAAUAAGAUUGGAUAUACAGG
This is a messenger RNA of Brassicogethes aeneus, 2862 nucleotides long. The record is from the annotation of a GenBank genome assembly. Lineage: Eukaryota; Metazoa; Arthropoda; Insecta; Coleoptera; Nitidulidae.